This is a messenger RNA of Manis javanica (Malayan pangolin), 5861 nucleotides long. RefSeq names its product geminin DNA replication inhibitor (gene GMNN). Gene Ontology annotation, biological process: negative regulation of cell cycle; negative regulation of DNA replication. Lineage: Eukaryota; Metazoa; Chordata; Mammalia; Pholidota; Manidae. Gene Ontology annotation, cellular component: nucleus. The record is from RefSeq and is a predicted model, not a curated record.
UUGCGUUUGUCGGUCACGGAGCCGCUCCCGGCAGACUGAGUUCGCAAGCUUUUACAGCCGUUCGCGCUGCCGCUCUGGCGGCUGAAGGGACGAACGUGGCUAGUGUGUGAGCCUUGUGUGCAGCUCUGCUGCCGCAGCUACUUGCGUUGCGACGAGGCUUAGGGGUUUCCAUUCAGUAAGUGUGACGGAGGUGGCAGGAGGUGGGUACGCAGGGGCUUCUAGGCAAGCCUGCUUUCGUUCCGGCCGGCCGGAAGUCGCGUUUUCCUGCGGCCGCUGCAUCGCUAAGGGUGUACAAUGAAUCCCAGUAUGAAGCAGAAACAAGAAGGAAUCCAAGAGAAUGUAAAGAAUAGUCCUGUCCCUAGAAGAACUCUGAAGAUGAUUCAGCCUUCUGUUGCUGGGUCUCUUGUUGGAAGAGAAAAUGAGGUGGUUAAAGGCUUGUCUAAAAGGAAACAUUGGAGCAACCAGUUAACAUCUAAGACUUCCAGUUCUGGGGUUAUUGUCCCAGAACAUAGUGAAAAUAAAAAUUUUGGAGAAGUUAGUCAAGAAGCAUUUGAUCUUCUGAUUACAGAAAAUCCAUCCUCUCAAUAUUGGAAAGAAGUGGCAGAAAAACGGAGGAAGGCUCUCUAUGAAGCACUUAAAGAAAAUGAGAAACUUCAUAAAGAAAUUGAAGAAAAGGACAAUGAAAUUGCCCGCCUGGAGAAGGAGAAUAAAGAAUUGGCAGAAGUAGCAGAACACGUACAAUAUAUGGCAGAAGUAAUAGAGCGACUGAAUGGUGAACCUCUGGAUAACUUUGAAUCACCAGAUAGUCAAGAAUUUGAAUUUGAUUCUGAAGAGGAAACCGGUGAAGAUUCCGAAGUGGAAGACUCAGAAAUUGGUACAUGUGCUGAAGAAACUGUAUCUUCCUCUACAGAUGGAAAACCGUGUAUGUGAAAUUCAUUAAUAUUUGACUCUUGAGAAAUACACUGCCAAAGUUUACCUUGACCAUAGUUCUUUGUAGCAGAACAAAUAAUGUAAUGUAAACUUGGGAUUAAACUUCCUUGUUUGAUUCCUGGGACACUGUUGUAUUAAAAUACAAAUACUAUGUAUUUUUAAUCUAUGAUGUUUUAUGUAAGUAGCAUUUUCUCAGUUGUCAGACAUGACUUGUGUAUAUGAUAAAUAAACCAGUCUCCUAUUGAGGAUUGCAUAUGUCUUAGAAGGAUAAAGUACAAAGAGCCUACAUGGAAAAUUUAUCUAUAUCUGUGGUUUUAUAUUGUUGUCUUUCUAUUCCUCUGCUAUCUUGGAAGAAACAAGAAGAAAAUUAAUUUAUAUAUCUUUAGAGUGAGAUAAUUAAGGUCUUACUCCUAAAUCUGGUUGUACCUCAUGCUCACUGUAGGGACUAUUGAUUUCCAGUCUGUAGUGCCCGGAUACUCUUACUGAGAAGUUUUUGUAAUGGAGUAUUGAGAAUCUGGUUUCAAAGGCUCCCUGAAUGGAUCUGAUUAGCUAAGUAAAGGCUUGGCUGUCUGGCUUGAUCAGACUCUUCUUGGAAGCUUAAAAUAAUAGGUGAUGGUGAUAGUAAACUAGGGGGGUGGGGCACGUGAAAAUCCAAUUAAAAGAUGUAAGACUAAGGGUUUUGAAACUUUCUGUUCACAGAUUUCACAUAUGUUGUAGUACAGUAUAUAAUGAAGGAAUAAGAAAUAAGAGUAUGGUGAAAUUAGGGCUUUCUUUUACGUAGUGUUUUGAAAGAAGAGAAGGGCAGAAGGAAAUUGCAAAGUAUAUAGCUUUGGGAUUGAAUAUGUUCUGUGAGAAGCAUACAAGUACCAGAAUAUGAAUUGGCAAUGAAGGGCAAUGCCAGGAUUUAAAGGAUUAGUUUAGGCAAGUUAUUUAACCUUAUAGAAUUCAGUUUUCUUUAACAUCAAGAUAAACUCUACCUUGAUAUUAUUGUGAGGAUUAAAUCCUUUACUAGAGUGCCUGAACUAGAUGCUUCAAAGCUAGAAGCUAUUAGUAAUUUAUAACAUUGUCCAAUAAAACUCUGAGAUGUUGGAAAUACCUGUGCUAAUCCAGAAUGAUUAUCAGCAGUAUGUGGCUAUUGAGCAGUUGAAAUCUGGCUAGUGUGAAUAAGGAACUGAAAUUUUCAUUUAUAUUUAAGUAGCUACAUGAGGUUAUUGGCUACUGUAUUAGUACAGCUCUGUAUGUUUUAGAUAUGGGGCGCUAGCCUGAAGAUAGAAUUGAAGAAGAGAUAAGUUUUAUGUUAUGUGCUUUUGACCACAAUAAAAAAUUUAAGAAAGAAUAUUCUAGGUUGAGGGAGAGGGGAAUCAGCUGGAGGCUGUUAGGAAGAAACAGAAGAGCUAAGUAGAAUAGGAUGAUUUGGCAAAGAGAAACUAUUUCUGCGAAAUGCCACAACUGGAUUGCCAGGAUUUAGUGGUGGGGAGCAAAAGAGGAGAGGAAAUGGAUGAUUUUAAAAUACAAUGUAAGAGCUAUCACCAGAUAGUCAAGAAUUUGAAUUUGAUUCUGAAGAGGAAACCGGUGAAGAUUCCGAAGUGGAAGACUCAGAAACUAUUAAUCUUCUAGCAGAAAAUCUAGGGGUAAAAGUCUUAGUGAUAUUGAAUUUGGCAAAGAUUUCUCAAAUAGGACACAAAAAGCAUGAAUUAUAUCAGUAAACUGAACUUUGUAAAACCAAAAACUUCUCUUAGGAAGGCUCUUAAGAUAAUAAAAAGACAAACCAGAGACUGGGAAAAAAUAUUUGCCUAAUCAACAAAGGAUUUGUAUUUAUGAAGAACUCUUAAAGUUCAAUAAGUAGUAGACAACCUAAUUUUUAAAAUGGGGGCAAAAUUUGGACACUUCACCAAAAAAUAAUACAUUCAGAUGGCAAAUAAGCACAUGAAAAGAUGUCAUAGUCAGUCAGGGAAGUGCAAAUUAAACAUACAGUGAGACAUUAUGUAUCCAUCAGAAUGGCAAAGUUUAGAAAAGAAAAAUGAGACUAUACGAAGUGUCAAGGCUGUGAAGCGCCUAGAACUCUGCUGCAGUUCUAGUGGCGAUGUUAAGUGCUACAAAUGCUCUGAAAAUGUUCAGCAAUUUCUUAGAAGUUGAACAUACACAUUCCAAAUGAUUCAGCUAUUCCACUGCUAGCUAUUUACCUAAGAGAAAUGAAAGCAACACCGGAAUACCGGUCCACAGAUUUUCAUGGCUUUAUUUGUAAUAGCCGAUGUCCCAUCAGCAAGUUAAUGGAUAAACAAAUUCACAUGAAUACUACUCAGCAAUAAGAAGUGAGUAACUGCUAUGCACAAUAUGAGUGAAUCUCAGAUAUGGAGUGAAAGAAAUCAGGUAAAGUAUCUACCAUUUACUUCCAAUUAAGUAAAAUUGUAAAAUUUUAGUUUGAGGUAGAUUCGUUUCUUAGGGAUCUUGGGGUUGCUUUGGGAUUGGGUUUCAAGAGGAAAUGGGGUGACGGAUUUUAAGGUUUUAGCACCUGGGAACUGUGAUCCUAGUUGAUGGGGAAUUCGGAAGAAUUUCCUUUAGAUGAGGAGUCUGAUUUUCAAUUAGGUAUCAAAUGUCAGAACACCCCAGUCAGAGUGCCUUGGAGGCAGGGUCAGAGGUUAAUCAAGCUUGGCAAGUUAGAGUCUCUAAGUUCUUUGGAGUUCACUUAAAAAAUGCAGUCGAGCUUCUUUAAGGAAAAUGGCAAAAGAUUAAAAAUCAUUUGGAGAACGUGUGAAGCCUGGAUUAGACUGAAUUAGCUUGUGUAAGGUUAUCAUAACAUACUGCAAAGUGACCAGGGUUGAGGUGGGGGACACUAGAGGCCUAGUAACACAGAAGGAAAAAUCCUAAGUAGCAAAUUUAACCUGGUUAUAUACUAGAAGAUAAAACAUAGUGACCAAGUUGGGGUUUAUCCCAGGGAUGUAGGGCUGUUUCGAUAUUAAUAAACACCUGAAAUUCUGCAUGUUAAAGGGGGGAGAAACACGUAAUCUUAAUAGAUAAUAAAAUAGCAUUAAUAAAAGUCAACACCUAAGCUACAAAAAGAAGAAAUUUUAACCUGAUCGAAGCUCUCUACCUAUAAAGCUUAGAAAUGGUUGUAACACCAAGAGCUAGAGAAUGGACCACAAUUAUUACAAAUUCUUUUUUGAGGUCUCAGUUUGGUGCAAUAGAACCAAAUACAGAAGAUAAUUAGGGGAAGGAAAGAGAACUCAUUCACAUAAGAAAAUCCAGGAGCAACUGGAAACAAAUCAAGUAGUGGGAUUUAAAAAUAAUAAUCCUAAAUUAAUUGCUUUUCUCUAUAUCAGUAUAAACAAGUUUAAAAACAGUGGGUGUGUGAGGGGUGGUGAGAGGGAUAUGUGAAGAAAACUAAAACCUUACUAAAAGAUGGGAAAAAAGUGCUCUAAAGUUCUUGAACAUGUCAUAUUUCUUCUUGCCUUUCUCUGGGUUCUUUGUUAGAAGUAAAGAUAAAUAUGGUUAACAAAGCAAAAAUGGAAUUCAUUGAAAGCAUAUGAUGGUUCUAAGGGAGAAAACACCAGAGCAGCUCUGGGUGUCCUGUUAACAGGUGCUAAUCAACAUUGUCUUAGUGCUGACUCCGAAAUGAUUUUUCUCCCCAUUUUGCACAAGAUUCAGAGUUCCCUGAGAUAGUAAGAUUGUUAUAGCCUGGCUUAUGUUACCAGUUCUUGGGAGGGCAGGGUACCUUGGUUGAGUCUUCUUAAGACUACAACAUGGGCAAGAUAGUCCCUCAAAAGAAACUGAAGUGUUACGAGAAGAAAGAAUAGAUUCUAGUUAGCCAGGAAUCAGUAGAUGUCCACUGCACUGCCUUAGUACCCUUGCAACCUUUGCUUUGUUUAGAAAACUGGUGCCUGCCUACCCGGUCUUCUUCAAGAUAUCUCAGCUGAAUUUUAGGUUUUAGCUAUAAUUAGGUCAUUAGGUCAACCAGCAAGGAUAGGAAUUGUGUGUAAGUAAGUAUCUGAGCACCUGGGACCUCUGGAUGAGAUGACUGAAGCCUGUGUGUUGCGUAUCACCAGAGCGGUUCCUGAAGAUUACAAAUGCCAUUUGCCUGGUUCCAGCGUAACUUUCUUGCCAACACAUCUUUUGUUGACCUUCUUCCCUUUCCAGUUGCUAGUUCCUGAGGUCAUCUCCCCAAAAAGUCCUUGCCUUCAUAUUCUUACCUCAGAUUUGCUUCUAGGAGAACCCAAAUAUUGGGGGAAAAUGAACUUAAAAGGGAAGACAAAGGAAAAAAAUGUUAACUAUUGUUAAAACUUAGGUAAACCAGUUUUGAAUUCAAAGCUUAGCAUAAAGAUGCCUCAGCGUCUAAAUAUGAUGAACCUUAUGUUUUACCACCUUCAAUUUAGAUGUGUGCCAGAGACCAAAAGGGACUUUGAAUAGCACAAUAUGGCUAGGCUGCCUUACAAGCUACCCUUCUGUAGAUGAAAUGUUGACUAAAGUUUCUCUAAACAUUGUCAGAAGAGAGGCCUCAGCAGUUUCUGAUUAAAUGUUAAUUAUUAAGAUGACAUUAAAAUAACUAUUAAAAUGAGCCAGAAAAGAGUCUCACUGAAGAGAGCUAAAGAAUCAAGAGAAGAUGAGGGACAAGGGACAAUAAAGGGUACAGAAGAAAACAAAAACAAAUGUUAAGCAACUCCAUUUCUAGAAAUUAUUCCACGUAUAUACUCACAUGUGUGAAAUGACAUAUAUUUAAGGUUAUUCUUUACAACUUUGAACAACUAAAGAUUGGAAAUAAUCUAAAUGUCCACACUGCAGGCCUGGUUAUAUAAAUUAUAGUACAGUCAUACAAUGGAAUGACCUCCAAAGCAGUAGAAAAGAAUGAAUAAGAUAUAAAACCAAACCAAGAUAAAGUAUUUGUGUGUAUAAAAUGUUACUAUAAGAAAAGGGAUAUAUAUUUUCUUGUAAGUAGA